AUGGGAACCGGGCUUGGCGUCGUCGGUCUACAGUUUUCCGGGCAGCUUUCGCUUGAAAAAGUCCAGCAAGCAGCGAAGGAGCUUGGGUCGAGAUUUCCGCUCCUGCUUGCCCGAGUUGUCGGGCAGGGUAAAACUGGCGGUCCGCUUGAACUCCACUUGUGCCGUGACGCGAAACCAAUCACUGUAGUGUCCCGGAGCAUUGAUGACGUGGCAGCGUGGGAGGCUGCUGCGCCAUUGGACAACGACCCCAGCAGCCUCGAGAACGGGGAAGAGUCUGACGUGCCGAAGAAAGACCAAGAGAGUGACGCGUAUGGUGAUGCUUGUGGUGAGGGUGAGAAGUCCACGUCAGCAAUGGAAGCAGAAUUCAAGAAGUUAUCUGCAGCAGACGUUGCGGUCGAGAGGGGAGUGGAGGAGGAGGAAGAGGAGGAUGAGUUUGAGGAUGCAGAGGAUGGGGAUGGGGAUGGUGAUGGUGAUGAUGAUGAUGGUGGUGGUGAUGGUGAUGGGAAAAGUGAUGGUGAUGGUGGUAAUGGGGGCGGUGAAUUCCAAGAAGCUAGUGCAACAGAAGGUAGUGGUGGAAUCAAGGUGACCGGUAGAUUCAAGGGCGCGGACAAAGCGGAGGAUCUGCACAGAAUAGUGGAGAUGGAGUUGAAUCAGCCAAUCACAGGAGCGCAUGGGGAAGCACCCGCUGACGCCUUGCAGAUCCACAUGUACCAUCUCCCACGCGCCACCUGUAUCGCUCUGCGCUGCCAUCGCGCCGUGCUGGACCGCCCAGCUGUUCGCCAGCUGGCAACAGCUCUCGUUUCCGCCCUGCACCACUCUCAACCUUCAGUCACCGCUAAUCCCGCAAGGGAAUCAGAAGCCGUUCCCCUCCCGCCGCCCCUCUCCUCGCUUAUCCCCAAGCCCACUGAAACCCGCUCCUAUCUCUCUAAGGGCCUCUCUCAGGCCUACGACGCUCUGGCCUAUGUGCGCAACUCCAUGGCCUCCUCCCACGCGCCCUUCCAGCCUGGCCGGGCAGACAGCAGGAAGAACGAAUUCCGCUCCUCCUUUUCCUGCUUGCACUUGGACAAGCAAGAGACUGAAAGCCUCCUUGCUGCCCUCGCCUCGCGCUCCUGCUCCCUCUUCAGCCUUGAGUGUGCUGCAGCACUCAAAGCCGUGGCGGACGCCAAGCAGCUGGGCAGCCGCACAGAAACGUUCAACGUCACCAGCAUCAUGAACUGCAGGCCGCUACUGGACCCACCCCUGCCACCCGACGCCAUGGGGGUGUUCACCUCGGGAUUGCCGCUGAAACAGCCAGCCAAUCAGGACCUGGAGCUCUGGGACGUGGCUCGCACUGUAGAUGCUGACCUGGCAACUGCCGUCGGGCAGAAGAAACAAUUUAUUGACAUGCCCGUGCUGGAACUGCUCUUUUCUACGGCCAUGAAAACCCCAACACUUUCCCCCGAGUGCUCCCUGCGCACCUCCUUUGUGUCCGCCAUCACCGAGUCGCCCUUCCCCAUGGACUGGCCGGCCAAUGAGGAGGAGGGACGUACGGAUGGGGUUAGUGGAGGUGGAGAUGAGGGUUUGGCACUUCACCUGGAGGGUGCCGAAGAAGAGGACCUCUCGGACAAAGACCAAGGGCAACCCCCGUCUGACCUCUUCCCCUCUUUUCCUCGAUUCACCAUGACGACUUCUCUGAGGAAGAACCGCAAAAAGCGCGGCCACGUCAGCGCAGGCCAUGGGCGUAUCGGCAAGCACAGAAAGCAUCCCGGCGGUCGCGGUAACGCCGGAGGCAUGCACCACCACAGGAUCAUGAUGGACAAGUACCAUCCGGGUUACUUCGGUAAAGUCGGUAUGCGUUACUUUCACAAGUCCAUGAACAAGUUCCACUGCCCACACAUCAACCUCAACGAGCUCUGGUCGCUCAUUCCCGCUGACGUUAAGGAGAAGGCCAGCGGCGCCGGAUCCGCUCCCGUGCUCGACGUGACCAAGUUCGGGUUCUUCAAGGUGCUCGGCGCCGGCGAGCUGCCAUCGCAGCCGUUGAUCGUGAAGGCGAAGCUGUUCAGCAAGCUGGCGGAGCGACGGAUCAAGGAGGCCGGCGGCGCGGUCCAAUUGACGGCGUAA
Molecule: messenger RNA, 2100 nt
Organism: Closterium sp. Naga37s-1
Lineage: Eukaryota; Viridiplantae; Streptophyta; Zygnematophyceae; Desmidiales; Closteriaceae
Source: the annotation of a GenBank genome assembly